This is a messenger RNA of Pectinophora gossypiella (pink bollworm), 798 nucleotides long. RefSeq lists its product as uncharacterized. The transcript is spliced from 4 exons. NCBI's taxonomy places the organism in Eukaryota, Metazoa, Arthropoda, Insecta, Lepidoptera, Gelechiidae. The coding region runs from base 62 to 631 and encodes 189 amino acids. The record is from RefSeq and is a predicted model, not a curated record.
CGGUGUUGUCCUUACAGCAAAUCAACUCAUUCAGAUCAUUACUAAAAGCCACUCGCGCGAGAUGGCACGGGCGUUCACAGCAUUGCUUUUGGGCACUGCCCUAAUUAGCGUUACAUCAGGAGUCACCAAGAAGAGCUGCGAGGAAUUCGGUCGAGGAGUCAGCUUUACCUCGACGCAAGCUAUCGGUACUUGGCACCUUGUACGACUGGAGCAGAGCAAGGACCCUGGGGACGCCCAGUGUGUGCAGUUCUCUACUGUUGGUGAACAGGAGCGCAAAGACCUGGCCAGCCGUAUCGGGAAAGUAGUGGACGUGCAAUGGGAGAAACUGGCGCUAAAGAUGCAGAUCCCGUGUCCGAGUGGUCAGAAUAACAAGACAAGGGAUUACUACCUGGAGUGCCUUGACGUGCCCGGCUCGUACAGGACGCUGCAGAUGCCGAUGCCAAGUGCUAAAUUAGAAACUGCUGACUUCGGACGCCACCCGAUGCGUCUGAAGAUGGUGCUCGAUAAAUACCUAGCCAUGAUGGACUGUUACCACAACUUCGUGUUCGUCAUGGGCAAGCAACCCCAUAUCGAACGCGUAGAGCCAGAACUCAAGAAGCUCCUAGAAGACAACGCCGCUAAUGACUAUUAAUAAAUCGGUUUUAUUUUCCAUUUUUAAAUGAAACCAGAAUCAAGAUUUUUCAAUGUACACGUAACUGUUUCUAAAAAUAAUACUUUAUCGAUUGUUAAAGUUUUAAAUACUGAUGAAUAACGUGGGUAAUAUUUAAUAAAGAUUUUUGUAUUUAAUAAUUCAUAUCA